Messenger RNA from Columba livia (rock pigeon), 9317 nucleotides. It is a transcript of the gene ZMYND8, whose product is annotated as zinc finger MYND-type containing 8. The transcript has 21 exons. Gene Ontology annotation, molecular function: protein binding; transcription corepressor activity. The record is from RefSeq and is a predicted model, not a curated record. Gene Ontology annotation, biological process: regulation of DNA-templated transcription. NCBI's taxonomy places the organism in Eukaryota, Metazoa, Chordata, Aves, Columbiformes, Columbidae. Gene Ontology annotation, cellular component: cytoplasm; nucleus. The coding region runs from base 426 to 3782 and encodes 1118 amino acids.
UUUCUCUAAGACCUAUGAGUUGUGGGCUGAGAGUGUGAUUCUCUGUGAUUUGUUGUGCAAAACUCACACCACAGCACUUUAUUAAGUUGGAACUGUUUAAAUUUGCUUUCUUGGGUCACAUGGUUAGUAGCCAUUAGCCACAGCUUUAUUUUGCAGACUGGCAAAACCUUGGCACACCUACUUCUUCGCAGGAGGAUGGUGUUUUUGGAGUUGGUCAAGAUGCUGGUAUUCCAAAGACGCUCUCUGUCUCUGAGCAGGGUGCCAGCACUAUUGUCUGUUGUGUCACAUGCCUGCUGAAGAGAAAAUGGAAGCUAGGGAGCAGAUGCAUGUAACUGCCCGACAGGGAGCCAAGCAGGGAGCAUGGCAGACAGAAGAACAGCUUGGCUGAAGAGGAAAUAAAGGCAGAGCAGGAGGUGGUGGAGGGGAUGGAUAUCUCCACUCGGUCCAAAGAUCCUGGCUCCGCUGAACGCACAGCACAAAAAAGGAAGUUUCCCAGCCCUCCGCAUUCCUCUAAUGGCCACUCACCACAAGAGGCGUCGACAAGUCCUAUAAAAAAGAAAAAGAAACCUGGUCUAUUGAACAGUAAUAACAAAGAGCAGUCAGAACUAAGACAUGGUCCGUUUUACUAUAUGAAGCAGCCACUCACCACAGACCCUGUUGAUGUUGUACCACAGGAUGGACGGAAUGAUUUCUAUUGCUGGGUUUGUCAUCGGGAAGGCCAAGUCCUCUGCUGCGAACUCUGUCCUCGGGUUUAUCAUGCUAAGUGUCUGAAACUGACAGCCGAACCAGAGGGGGAUUGGUUUUGCCCAGAAUGUGAGAAAAUCACAGUCGCGGAAUGCAUAGAAACACAGAGUAAAGCUAUGACAAUGCUCACCAUCGAACAGCUAUCAUAUUUGCUGAAGUUUGCACUACAGAAAAUGAAACAGCCAGGGACAGAACCAUUUCAAAAGCCAGUUUCACUGGAUCAGCACCCAGAUUAUGCAGAAUAUAUCUUUCAUCCAAUGGACCUCUGUACAUUAGAGAAGAAUGUUAAAAAGAAAAUGUACGGUUGCACUGAAGCAUUUUUGGCUGAUGCCAAAUGGAUUUUGCACAACUGCAUUAUUUACAAUGGCGGAAAUCACAAAUUGACACAAACAGCAAAAGUCAUCAUCAAAAUCUGUGAGCAUGAGAUGAAUGAAAUUGAAGUAUGUCCGGAAUGUUAUUUAGCUGCUUGCCAAAAACGAGAAAAUUGGUUUUGUGAGCCUUGUAGCAAUCCCCACCCUUUGGUCUGGGCUAAACUCAAAGGCUUUCCAUUCUGGCCUGCUAAAGCACUGAGGGAUAAAGACGGGCAGGUUGACGCCCGUUUCUUUGGCCAACACGACAGGGCCUGGGUUCCAAUAAAUAAUUGCUACCUCAUGUCUAAAGAAAUUCCUUUUUCUGUGAAAAAGACUAAAAGCAUCUUCAAUAGUGCAAUGCAAGAAAUGGAGGUUUAUGUUGAUAACAUUCGUAGAAAAUUCGGAGUAUUUAAUUACGCACCUUUCCGGACACCAUAUACUCCCAACAAUCAGUACCAAAUGUUACUAGACCCUGCAAACCCAACUGCUGGAACUGCAAAGACAGACAAACAAGAGAAAAUCAAACUGAACUUUGACAUGACGGCGUCGCCCAAGAUCCUCAUGAGCAAGUCGAUGCUGAGCAGCGGCACCGGUCGCAGGAUCUCGCUGACAGACAUGCCGCGGUCACCCAUGAGUACAAACUCCUCCGUUCACACUGGAUCUGAUGUCGAACAGGACGCAGAGAAAAAGGCAACUUCCAGUCAUUUUAGUGCCAGUGAAGAAUCCAUGGACUUUAUUGAGAAGAACACAGCUUCUCCGGCACCAACCAGAACGGGCCAAGCGGGGAGCUUGUCCGGCAGCCCCAAACCUUUCUCUCCUCAAGCAUCAACGCCCAUUUCUUCCAAGCAAGACAGAACCUCCACGCCAGGAAGCAUUCUGAACCUCAAUCUUGAUCGCAGCAAAGCCGAGAUGGAUCUGAAGGAGCUGAGCGAGUCGGUCCAGCAGCAAAGCACCCCCGUGCAGCUCAUCUCGCCCAAACGGCAGAUACGGAGCAGGUUCCAGCUUAAUCUUGACAAGACAAUAGAGAGUUGUAAAGCACAGCUUGGAAUAAAUGAAAUAUCUGAAGCUGUUUAUACGGCAGUAGAACACAGCGACUCUGAAGAUUCUGAAAAGUCCGACACCAGUGACAGUGAAUAUAGUGAUGAGGAUCAGAAAUCAAAGAACGAUCAGGAAGAUGGAGAGGACAAGGAAGGUACAAGAAGUGACAAAGAGUCAUUGAACUUGAAGAAAAAACCCAAGCCCCAAGCACAGAAUGAAGACAAGGAGGAACUUAAAAGCACAAGUCCGGAUCUGGAGAAGACAGAUGACCCAGUCAAAGAAAAGGCAAUUACAGACAGCGAAAAAGAGUUUUCUGAGAAGGGAAAGAGCUUACAGCACCCUGCGAAAGAGAAACUGAAAGGUAAAGAUGAAACAGACUCUCCAACUGUGCACCUGGGCCUGGACUCUGAUUCGGAGAGCGAACUCGUCAUCGACCUCGGGGAUGAUCAUUGUGGCCGCGACGGAAGGAAGACCAAGAAAGAAUCGAAGGAGACUCCUCCUAAACAAGAUGUUGUAGGUAAAGCUGCGCCCUCCUCCAGCGCGAGCACGCAGCCGCUGCCGGAAACGCCAGUGCUCACCCGCUCGGCCGCGCAGACCCCCCCCGCGGGGGUGACAGCAGCUGCCGGUGCCGCUUCCGCUGUCGGCGCUCCGGCCGCGGCCACGGGCAGCCCCGUCAGAAAGCAGAGGCCUCUGCUGCCCAAGGAAACUGCCCCUGCUGUGCAGCGCGUGGUGUGGAAUUCGUCAGCCAAAUUUCAGACUUCUUCUCAGAAAUGGCACAUGCAGAAGGUGCAGAGACAGCAGCAACAGCAGCAGAGCCAGCAGUCUCAGUCCCAGCAGCCUCAGUCCUCUCAAGGGACAAGAUAUCAGACCAGACAAGCAGUCAAAGCCGUGCAGCAAAAGGAGAUCACCCAGAGCACGUCCACGUCCACCAUAACUUUGGUUACGAGUACUCAGCCCAUCUCGAUGGUCACCAGCUCUGGAUCUGCAGGCACACUUUCUUCCUCAGUUAAUGCAGACUUGCCAAUCGCAACAGCUUCAGCCGACGUGGCUGCAGAUAUCGCUAAAUACACCAGCAAAAUGAUGGAUGCCAUCAAAGGAACAAUGACUGAAAUAUAUAAUGAUCUUUCAAAAAACACUACUGGAAGUACAAUAGCUGAGAUUCGGCGUUUGAGGAUUGAGAUAGAAAAACUUCAGUGGUUACAUCAACAGGAGCUCUCGGAAAUGAAGCAUAAUCUAGAACUGACAAUGGCUGAAAUGCGUCAGAGUCUGGAACAAGAACGAGAUCGUUUGAUUGCCGAGGUGAAGAAGCAGCUGGAACUGGAGAAGCAGCAAGCGGUGGAUGAAACGAAGAAGAAGCAGUGGUGUGCUAACUGCAAGAAAGAGGCCAUUUUUUAUUGCUGCUGGAAUACGAGCUACUGUGACUAUCCCUGCCAACAAGCUCACUGGCCUGAGCACAUGAAAUCCUGCACACAGUCAGCUACUGCAACACAGCAAGAAACAGAUACUGAAAUUAGCACAGAAACUUUAAAUAAAUCAUCUCAACCCAGUUCAAGUGUGCAGCCCACGCCCACAGAAACAGCCAGCACCCCUAAGGAAAAGGAAGGUUCAGCUGAUAAGAGCAAAGAGAGUGUUACAGACCCAGCAGUGUAGCUUCUGGUCUGGAUCUUUCGAUACAAGUUGCCUUCUGAUAAGCAAUACUGACUGCAGCACUUCCAAGCCCUUCUUGCCUGGGUUUCAGAGGCCAAGCUCAAGACCUGCAUUCAGAUCAACUUACUUUCUCACAACAGACUGCACUAGGGUACCACAGCCUUCCAUAACACUGAUACAACAGUUCACCUGGAUCUACACUUAAUGGAGCAGUGUGCAGUUUUGAAAUCCUCCAUAGCAUCUACUCUGAUAGUAUUCAGUAGGCAAGGAUGAGCAAAUGCUCUGAUAAAAGGGACUUAACAUUGCAUAUAUAGAUAAUGUUUAUAGAGAAGAUUCUGCUUUAUAGAUAGGGCUUGACUAUUAGCAAUUUCAGCAUCGUUUUUCUUCUGCCCUUGCAAGAUUUAUUAAGUGAAAAAUUUGGGGGGGGCUCAUCCUUCAAACCUUCACACAUGGUCCCCACAUCAGUAGGAGCCUUGUUGUAUUUUAAAAAAUGAAAAGCAAACUAAUUUUGUAGUAUUGUGAUUCCAGCAUGAUGUCUCAUGGAGAUAGUCCUGUAGAGUUGGGAAGCAUAGUAAACUAGAGAGCUGUGUUCAUUUCUUGACACUUUUGCUACUGGCUGGUGCUAGACCUCUGGGCUUGACGUGUCAGCUCAGGGAGUAACGUGGGAAGCAGAUGCGAGGAGGGGAAGAAGGGUCUGCGGUGCCGCCUGAAUUCGCUCUGGUGAAGUCACUUAAACUCUGGCUCACCCAACGUCCAUAUGCAUUGUUUGUGGCAGCACAGCCUUUGUAUUACUAGGGAAGUAGGGGAUGGGAGAAAAUCAAUGACCUAAAACUUUUGCCAGGAAAUAUUCCAGUUAUACAAAUCUGGAAUUGCUUUCACAUAGAUAUUCAACCUGAAGCAUCAUGCUGUAUACAUUGAUCACGUUCAUAAUUUGAAUUUUGUUUUAUUAACAAAGAAGUAACCUGUGAAUUCAUUAGGAUGCAAAUUUUUAACACAAACAAAACACCCAACGUAAAUUUCAUAUAAUAAUAAUAACAACUAGGUGGAAUUUCUGUAAAAGCUGAGACUUCUACUGAGGCUGCCUGUGCUGUCUCUGCAGAUAGCAACAGGUGUGACCAGCAGCCAGCCUAUAAAACUGGUCCAGGUACCGCAGACCACCACCUAUAUUCCAACCUCUCAACCCACAAGUGUAAGUACAACAUCGUCAUUUAAAGUCUGCAGUAGUGCUGUUCCUGGCAUUGAAGUGCUCAGUGUUUCUGGGGGGUUGUCUCCGUCUGCUGUUCUGCCAAGAUGUGGAUUCACUGGUACAGUCUCAACUUGCGGUGCAAAAUGUCUUAUUUUGCCGUGCAACAUUCCACCGUUUCAUUUCAUAAUUCAUCAUCACGAGAACUUAGAAAUUGUUAUGAAGUAUAGCGAAGGCACCGAGGACAGUCAGACUUCCAGUUUACAUUAUUAUGUUAGUUAUUUGCCCGUUUCAUGUAUAUACUUGACCACAACAUGAAUGUAAAUAUAUAGAAUUCAUUUAAAAUAUCUUUUAAAUAUCUUUUUGUCUAUGGUAUCCUGAAGAGAUUUAAUUAUUUCUGAGCUAUGCUUGAUAUUCCUGUGGCAUCUCAGUACCUAUCAAAGCAAACAUGCACUCAUCAGAGGUGUAUCUCCCACCCAGUCUUGCACAUUAGCGUUACGAAAUUAUGAGAAAUAGCACUGAAUCAGACCUGGGGCUUUUCUGUCAGGGUUUACCAGGGACACUCGGGCUCCCCAGUGCCGGUCACGGGAGGAUGGGACAGGAGCUGGAUGGUGGUUCUGUGCACCGGCCGUGUUCUGCAGCGCUCGCCCCGGGUCCGCGCGGCGCCCGCGCCGCCGUUCUCCCUACCCGAGGAGGCCUGGUGCUCCGGGCGCUAACGGCGCGGGGGCCGCUCAGAGCAGACGCGUGCGGGCAGCUUCAGUUCGUUUCCUGGCUGCAGUUAGAUAACAGUAACUACGUACCGAUUUAACGGCGUAUCGUAGUCACACCGUGGUUGUGAGGCCUGACCUGCUCUGGGUUUCCCGUGUCGUCCUCCCUGCGCACACUGUCCUGCAGCCCGGCCGCACGGCUCCCCAGCCACGGGUCCCACGCAGCCGCUACUGCCCGGCCUGGGGGCCGGCGCUUGUCACGUUCCUCGCAGCGUUUUAGCUCAUUCUGUCUCAGCUGAGGGCACCGAGCAACUUUGCGGCAUUGGCCCGAAGUUGCUUGGACUGAAUUGCUGUAACAACGAGGUUUUAUAUGUGUUUUAAAAUCAAGUAGCAAACAUCAAAGCUGUUAGGCUGUUUUGUGAAUAGCUGAGAGGUUGUGAGAUCGUAAGGUGGGUUUGUGUAAUAUUCAGAAAAAUGGCAGUUACCUUUGUCACUUUUCUGCAAUACAAAGCGUGGUGAGUUGUGUAAAGCGUAAUUGGAACGUCUGGAAGGUUUCAGCCUUUAUUUGUGCAUGUUUAAAAGUUUGUACACAUUGCAUUAGUCCUGCACAGCUACAGACGCCUCUGUACGGCUGCACGUGCAAUUUAAACGAUUUUAAACCUUACUGCAUGUUUAAUAUGUGUGCAAAAUGUGCGUCUGUGUAAAACUGGCAGAGGAGGAGGUUUUACCUCUCAGGGAAUGAUCCAAACACACUGAAGGAGUCUCACGCCUUCCAUACCCCGAUCACGAUACGAACUGAAAGUGUGUGUGUGAGUGUCCAGGAGGCGCGGCGGCCCGUCGCCCUGCUGCGGCACUGCCCGUGGCUCGCACAGCGGCUCGUUUAGGGUUCGCUUGCACUUUGUUGCUAACUAGGAAUUUCUUCCUCUGAACAACUUCCAGUGUAUCUUCCGGGUACCAUUUCCAUGGAGCCCUCUAUACGCAGCUGAAAUCAUUACAAAAUGGCGCCAAUCUUGAAUUAAUUUAGCAAAUUGGUUCCAUAUUUGGUUUUUAUUCUUUCUGCAGUUAACAUAAUGUAAAAGUAUGAACUCCUCGUCUUGGCGUUGCCGGGAAUGGAAUGAGCAGGCUUCUGGGAGGCACAGACCUUGUCACGGGGGAGCUGAUAACGCAGCGCAGCAGGAAGCUCACGGUCCUUGCCGAAUGAUGUUAAGACACUAAUGUGGUUUCUUACAUCAGUGUGGGCAACGUUGGGCUCCAGAGAACUUUACCUCUCCUCCGUGUUCCCUUUGGAACGCCCCACGGCCAUCGGGGAAGGUCUGUGCAUCCCCCUCAAAAUCUCACUCCUGUUUCUUCCACAAAAUACUGUGAACUGAAGUGGACGCGUUUGUUUGCCGGCCAGUCGGGCAUCACUGGAAUUGUGUCCAGACGUGCUCGCACUCUGUAUGGUAAAGGCGUUUCUAGACUUUCUCACACGUUUGGAGGCAGGCUAAGACACAGCUCGGAUCAAUAAAUCCUUCUCCAGAUCUUCCAGAGUGAUGUGACCUUGACCGGAUUGUUUAACGUUCUUGUGCCUUUGUCUCUGCAUCUGUAGAAUCAAUAACCACCUACAGAGAUGUCCUGAAACUUCAUUUGUUGAGAUUUAUAGAUCAUGAUGGAAGUGAAAAGUUUAUUCUAUAUGAAUAUUUUUCCAGGGUGCAUUAGACAGUUCCCAGUAAUGCCGAUGUUUUUGUUACUGAUUUGUGCACGAUUUAACUUAAGUACUUUCAGUUCGAAUGGAUGUUCUUGUUCUGCUCUGAAUGCACGGGGCAGUUUCUUUUGGGGAAAGAAAAGAUUUAGUUAGUGUGUAACGAGGAUAUACUUCUAAACAAGGGUAUUUUUGUAUUCCACUUUGAUUUUUCAAAGCUUUUUCAAACGACAAACUAUUUUCUAAGCCCCUUUUUCCUCUUCCCAUGUAUUAGUUUGGAGAAAAUACGUAACUGGAUGUAGUAACUAUGAAAACCUAAUUCUCCAAGCACAGACGGUGUAUAUAGUAAUAAUAAUACAGAAGAACUCUUGGCCACAGGACAGUAAUACGCUACUUUCUCCCCUGGCGUGAGGUCAUAUUGUGGUAAUAAAGGUAUUAAUUCUUGUGCAAAACUGGGACUCGUUCUGGAUUUUCCCUGGAAAUCUCUGUUUCUGUGGUCAUGUCUAUGUGACCUUUAACAUAACGAUGUGUUUCUCUUGGUUUUAAUCCGCAGACCAUUCCUGUAGUGGUAAGUCCUCCUGCGGGGACAGUGGCAAUGAGAGCUGGAGUUCAGUAUGUUCAGACCACAGUGCCAGUCCAAGUACGAAGAGUCUAACUGCUAACCAGGAGCCCAUACAAUUGGUGGAGUAAAUAAAUCUAAUAGAAAUGUGAAAAAUAAACACAGUUCUUUGGAUUAACCUCAAAGGUUCAGACUUUAGCUUUGUAUAUGUGUACAAAGCAUUAACUACACUACAUUAAUGUAAAGCAUUAGCGCUGGCUUAGAAAAGCUGAGGACAGGUAAGAUCCAUAUUAAAUCUAUGCUUCUUUUGUAAAUACUGUACAAUUUGUGGAUGUCAUUAGAGUACCAUCUCCUUUUUAUAUUUGUAUCGACUUUAACUUAUAAAGAGCGUUUGAGUUGGAAAAGGAAGGUUUAAAACAGCCUUACCACAAGCUGACACUGAACACUGGUCUUGGGAAAUGGUUACGCAGCAGAUAACACGAUCAUGAGAACCCGAACAAGUCCAUUUGCGUUAGGAAUUCACAAAAAUUCUGCACUUUGAAACUCUCGUAGAAUUUCUUUGAGCAAGCAAAUGAUGAAGGGUAACUUCAAAUUGUCUUAGGCCAAUUGUGACGUUGCCAGUCGCGGACUGAACCACAGAACGAUUGACAUUGUGUUUUACAAUGAGCAGACCGUUGAAAUUGUUUACAGGUCACAAUUAUGUUUAAACUUCUUCAGUCCCGUAUCAGGAAGGCUGGAGAGUCGCUCCAGGUGCCUGUAGCGCAAUUUUUGAUCAGUGGUAUCCACGACUGAGGAAAGUAAAGAUCUCCCUGUGUUUCACCGUGCAGUUUGCUUGUUUAAAUGCUCCAAAAAGGACUUGGAAAGCUUUUUGAAUGGACAGGAGGUAGGUGCGGAGGAAAACGUGGAUCGGGAGCGAUGGGCAAAGGACUCUUGACGCUGGGCCAGAGCAUGUGUUAUUUAUAUGAUGGAAUUUAUGUUUUUCUGUAAGCAUGAAGCAGUACAGUAUGAGAGAAAGUAACCCCUGGAAAUGCUGUCUGUUACACUUAUACUGUAGUACCAUUUGUAUGUUGUGUAAAACAAAGCAUUGAACAAAGCAAAGGUGAUGUAUGUAUAUGAGAAAAUUAAUUGUAUGAUAUCAUUCCAGUACAUUCUGUUGUACAUUUUAGUCAUGUUGAUUUCUCCCAUUGUUUAUAAAAGAAUGCGGUUUGUACAGUCUCCAGCUAGAACCCGUAUUAGAGGGAAAAGUAUUAGAAAAAAAGCGAGAACAGAAUAUUCGUGAAUUGCAGUUGUGUCAGAAAUAGCCUAGCUGGCCUUAUUUGUGAAGCAUAAUUGCUUUUAGCAUAUGGAAGUAUUUUUUCACAUUUUCUUUGUAUAAAAUUUGUAUUAAACUUAAAUAUCUUUUUGACAA